Messenger RNA from Linepithema humile (Argentine ant), 3684 nucleotides. RefSeq names its product integrator complex subunit 2 (gene IntS2). Gene Ontology annotation, cellular component: integrator complex. Gene Ontology annotation, biological process: snRNA 3'-end processing. The record is from RefSeq and is a predicted model, not a curated record. NCBI's taxonomy places the organism in Eukaryota, Metazoa, Arthropoda, Insecta, Hymenoptera, Formicidae.
CCGGUCGCGAAGGAUGGCAACUACUAAUUGAAAAGUGCUAUUUCUGGUUAUUUUCGCAGAGUGUAAAAAUCUCUCGAGCUCUUCGAAGCUGAGGCACUCUCAGUUGGUUUUCGAACGGUGUUCGGAUGGUUGGGUGUUCUCGCGUGUAGUUUCUGAACGCAACCGAGCGAGCAAUGUGAGUGGAAUUGCAUUCGAUUUGUUUACGAUAGAAACUGAUCCUCCUCUUGUGACGUUAAUUUUAUAUAAAUAUCACAACAAAAUUAAGAGGAGCUAACAGACAAAAUGCAUGAAAACACACGUGUAUCGCCGCGAGUAUUUACAGCAAUACAAAAUGUCGAUAUUAUAGAAUUAUCGUUGUGUUCGCAUAAAGAAAUCAGACCCAUUCUGCCGUGUUUGGUUAGAAUGAGUCUCAUCUCGCCGCUUGACAUAACGAAAGAGUGUGUGGAGGGUAGAAAACAAGUUUUGACAAUAUUGUCUGGCAUCGAAUCAGUCAACUCUAUUAUCGCUCUUCUUUCUAUUGAUUUUCACGCACUUGAAACCGACGUUCGACAGGAGCAACAGUUGAGGCAAAAGCUAGGUAGUGUGCAGCGAGACAGUGUGUUGGCGCAAUCUUUGCAAAGUGGAUUGGCGCUAGAGUUUGAACGCAGCGAGUCUAUUCGUCGGAUCAGAUUGGUUCUCAGUGAAAUUUUGUUUAUAGCAUCUCAAGUACAAGAAUUUCAAAAAAAUCAGGAGUUUCAGAUCAAGCAGUCCGAUUUAUUUGACAAUGCCGUUUAUAUGGAGGAGAUCAGCUAUGUGAUUUGCAUAGCGCUAGCUGAAUUGCCAACAUUGUUGUCCAUAUUGGAUAUCGUAGAGACUCUUUUACAUGUUAAACAUGGUUCAGAUAUCAUCUGCUGGAUCGUCGCCAACAGUCCAGACAGUUUCUCAGAGGUAUGCGCGCAUUUAAUUGCAAAUGGAGAGCGACAGGAGGAAUCUGCACUAGGCAGGAUUAGAACACAAGCCAUCACAAUGUUAUGUCAGAUGAAUCCGAGUCAAGCACUGGCAGUGAGAGCUAAAUGCGUAGAACUGUGUAGGAUGCCCGCUCUGGCUAUCACUCUGAGCUUGGAACACGAAAACACACAUAGCUCCCAGCCUGAAAGCGACGUGGUUGCCUUUGUGUCCGGCUUGCUACUAGGCAGCGAUCAGCAAGUGCGCUCAUGGAUCGCGAUGUUCAUCAGAAAUGGACAGAAACGUAAAUGGGAAUCCCAGACAGCUUUGCAGUCGUUGCGCGAGGAGUUGCUUAAGCGAUUACAAACAAUCGCUUCUCAAAGCACGGACAGUCAGUUAGCAGAGUCGCAAGUUGUGCAAGCAAGCGCGUUGCUGAGGCUAUAUUGCGCCCUGAGAGGAAUCGGCGGCAUCAAAUUUCAAGACGACGAAGUGGGAAUGAUUGUGCAGCUACUGACAUCGCAUCCACCACCGUCGCCAGCCGGUGUUAGAUUCGUAUCUCUCGGUUUGUGCAUGUUAAUAGCAUGCCCUUCACUGAUCGGACAUCAUAAUCUGGAGAAACGCAGCAUCGAGUGGGUGCAAUGGCUGGUGCGCGAGGAAGCCUAUUUUGAGAGUGCGAGCGGCGUAACGGCUAGUUUCGGCGAGAUGCUGCUAUUGAUGGCGAUACACUUUCACAGCAAUCAGCUAUCGGCCAUUUGCGAAUUGGUUUGCGCCACGCUCGGAAUGAAGAUACCCAUUCGACCAAACAAUCUCACGCGGAUUAAGCAGAUUUUUAUGCAGGAGAUCUUCACCGAGCAAGUGGUCACUGCGCAUGCCGUUAAAGUGCCGGUCACGGCGAAUCUCAACGCCAACAUUCCUGGAUUCCUGCCGGUACACUGCAUCCAUCAGUUGUUGAAAUCGCGGGCAUUCGCGAAACAUCGAGUGCCCAUCAAGGAUUGGAUAUACCGUCAGAUAUGCACGAGCGUGCCGCCGUUGCAUCCGGUCUUGCCGGCUCUGGUGGAGGUUUACGUGAAUUCCAUUCUGGUGACGAACAAUAAGACGUCCGAGCACACGAACAAGCCCAUCACCGAGAACGAGAUUCGCCGGGUGUUUCAGAACAGCGUGUUCGGGGCGAAUUUCGAUUUUAAGAAAAAUCCUGUCAACAUCAUGCAAAUGGACACCGAUAAUGUGGACAUCGACGCCUUGAAGCCCUCCCUCACUUCGCAGCUAUUGCUGCUGUAUUAUCUCUUGCUGUACGAGGACGUGAGGCUGUCCAAUAUGCACACCUUCAUAUCGCAGUGCAGGAAAGUCAAGUCGUAUUCGUCCGAAUUCCUCUCCGAGUUACCGAUCAAGUAUUUAUUGCAAUUGGUUCAACGGGAUCAGAUGAAUUACGCCAGCCUGUUCUCACCGCUUCUACGGCUACUGGCAAUCCACUUUCCGCAUUUAUCUCUGGUGGACGACUGGCUCGACGACGAGAUGAUUAAUAUCGAUUCGGCCAUCGCCAGUUAUGAGAGUAAAAAAAUUAGCGACAUCGCUAUUGUCGAGGCGUUCGGUCACGUUAAAACUUGCGCGUCAAGAACCGGAAGACUAUUGAGGCAAUUAAUGACGCUGAAACCAACUGAGAUCUGGCCUCACGCCGAGCUCAUAAUACAUUAUUUCAAGGAUAUACUGGACGAACAGGUUCCUAGAUACAUACAAGAACUUUAUAAGCAAGUGUGGCUGAGGCUUAAUACUGUAUUACCACGUUGUUUAUGGGUCCUUUCCAUAAACGCACUGCUAAUAGAAAAUUCAAUAGUGAAAAAUGUCUUUUUGACACAAGACAACAUUGUAUUAGACCCGUUACAAGUAUUAAGGUGCGAUACACGAGUUUUUCGAUGCGCGCCGAUUUUAUCUGUGAUUCUUAGAAUUUUGCAAGCAACAUUAGCGGCGUCGCGAUCUCAAUUAUCCAGGCACAUGCAGGAUAAGCCUCUAACUGAAAAAGUCGGACAGUUGACAAACGAAACGGAAAGAGAAGAUUUGAGGAUAGCCUUAGUCGCAGGCCAAGAAAGCGCGGCGGUGCAAAUUUUAUUGGAAGCGUGUCUGGAAACGGAAGAGGAUAGAAGGACUCCCGGACAGAUGUGGUCUCUCCGUGAGAUACAAAGUGUCGUUUGUUCCUACUUGCAUCAAGUGUUCAUAGCCGAUCCGUCUCUGGCCAAAUUAGUUCAUUUUCAGGGUUAUCCACGAGAACUGCUGCCAAUCACAGUUUCUGGAAUCCCAUCCAUGCACAUAUGCCUCGAUUGGAUUCCGGAAUUACUGUCUCAGCCCGAGCCGGAAAAACAAGUAUUUGCGGUUGACUUGGCUUCGCAUUUAGCGAUUCAGUACGCCUUGCCGAAAGCACUGAGCGUCUCCCGAUUGGCGAUUAAUACUCUAAUAACACUAUUAGGUGUGUUGUCCGCCGAGGAUCGAAUCGUUCUUUUCAUGCCAGUGUUAUCGUCACUGACGCGAAUAUGUCUGGCCUUUCCACCAUUGGCCGAAGAUACCACAGGUCUGUUACUCCAGUUGGGUCGAGUCAGUUCAGCUCAGGCGGCUCUGGGUGACAAAGCGGCGAGCUUAUUGUGUCAAGAAGUCAACACGACGUUUUGUACCUUACUACAGAAAGCUAUACUACAAUCACGAGUUUAUUGAAAUGCCAAUUUUAUAUAAAAUAUGUGUAUAAAAUAUUGUUGAUUGUCUCGAGAAUUCUUA